AUGGCCGAGGUGAGUGUGGGUAUGGGUGUAGGUGUGGGUGUGCCGCUGGUAUGGUCGAGGACUCUAGGACGUCCAGCAGCCCGGUCGCUUGGCCUGGUGAAGGGGGAGGAAGGGUCGGAAGCGAAGAGGAGGGGAGAAAGAAGGGAAGGGUUGCGGGUGCGGAAGCGGGUGCGCGCGCAAGUUGAUGCGGAUCAAGUGGAAAUAUGGGUUGCGGGUGAAUUAAAGGUUUCGAGGUUUCGAGGACGAAGACGUCUCGAUGUUGGGUUGGCGAAGGGCUGGGGCUUGUGGCUGGUCAACGAGGCGAUCCAAAAAUAGCUGCGAACGGGCCACUCCAUCCAGGGUUAGCAAUUUUGCCGCCCACAAGGAAAUCACCGGCGAAUCAACGCAGAGGGAUCCUUACCACGUUUGGACCGCUGUCACUGGACGACCCUUUCGACGAAUCUUAUUCAGGGAAACAAAGCGAGCUGCGAGUGUGCUGGCUGCGGAGACCACCCUACGCUGCGGUGCAGGUGCAGCUGUCGGCUCGCUAGCGUUAGAGUCACGGCCGGCGCUCGCAGAGAAGGGCCUGGUACUGGGGAACAAAGGGCCUGGAGAGGACGCUGCAGACGCUGGAAAGAGGAGAACGGCGUCUGGGGGGAGAUGUGAGGUGCGAGGGGGGGACGGCGAGCGUAUAGGUACGGGCGUGCAGGCGGGCGGGCGUACCGUAAGGAGCGAGGCAGCUCAAGCUUGA
Molecule: messenger RNA, 730 nt
Organism: Hymenoscyphus albidus
Lineage: Eukaryota; Fungi; Ascomycota; Leotiomycetes; Helotiales; Helotiaceae
Source: the annotation of a GenBank genome assembly